Rattus norvegicus (Norway rat) is the source of this 3948-nucleotide messenger RNA. NCBI's taxonomy places the organism in Eukaryota, Metazoa, Chordata, Mammalia, Rodentia, Muridae. The record is from RefSeq and is a predicted model, not a curated record.
GGUGGGAGCUCGGCGAUGGGGAGCGGCGGUGGUGAGUGCUGGCGGGAGCCGGGCAGGCGAUGGGUCACACGGAACAGAGACCGGAGGAGAACGGACUCGGGCCCCUAUGACCGGGGAGGGCGCGUCGCAUCCCCCAAAGCACGGGUGAUCCACUGUAGGUGUGCCAAGUGUUUCUGUUAUCCUACGAAGCGAAGAAUCAAAAGAAGACCCAGGAACUUGACCAUCUUGAGUCUCCCAGAAGACGUGCUCUUUCAUAUCCUGAAAUGGCUUUCUGUUGGAGACAUCCUGGCUGUCCGAGCUGUUCACUCCCACCUCAAGUACCUGGUGGACAACCAUGCCAGUGUGUGGGCAUCUGCCAGCUUCCAAGAGCUGUGGCCUUCUCCACAGAACCUAAAGCUGUUUGAAAGGGCUGCCGAAAAGGGGAAUUUUGAAGCUGCUGUGAAGUUGGGCAUCGCCUACCUCUACAAUGAAGGCUUGUCUGUGUCGGAUGAGGCCUGCGCAGAAGUGAACGGCCUGAAGGCCUCUCGCUUCUUCAGCAUGGCCGAGAGAUUGAAUACGGGUUCGGACCCCUUCAUCUGGCUCUUCAUCCGCCCGCCGUGGUCAGUGUCUGGAAGCUGUUGCAAGGCCGUGGUCCAUGACAGCCUCAGGGCUGAGUGUCAGUUACAAAGAAGUCAUAAAGCUUCCAUACUGCACUGCUUGGGAAGAGUGCUGAAUCUUUUUGAGGACGAAGAGAAAAGGAAGCAGGCUCAUAACCUUUUUGAAGAAUCUGCUCAUCAGGGAUGCUUGGCCAGCUCAUACCUCCUUUGGGAAAGUGACAGAAAGGUGGAUAUGUCUGACCCCGGACGAUGCCUCCACAGCUUCCGGAAACUCAGGGACUACGCCGCCAAGGGCUGCUGGGAAGCACAGCUGGCUUUGGCCAAAGCCUGCGCAGGAGGAAGCCAGCUUGGACUAGAAGGGAAGGCCUGCAGUGAGUCAGUCUGCCAGCUCUUCCAAGCCUCCCAGGCCGUCAACAAGCAGCAGAUAUUCUCUGUGCAGAAGGGGCUCAGUGACACCAUGAGGUACAUUCUAAUCGACUGGUUGGUGGAAGUUGCCACCAUGAAGGACUUCACAAGCCUGUGUCUCCACCUGACAGUGGAGUGUGUAGACCGGUACUUGCGGAGAAGACUGGUCCCCAGAUACAAGCUCCAGCUUCUGGGCAUCGCCUGCAUGGUCAUCUGUACCCGGUUCAUCAGCAAAGAGAUUCUGACCAUUAGAGAGGCUGUGUGGCUCACAGACAACACGUAUAAAUACGAGGACUUGGUACGCGUGAUGGGGGAGAUCAUCUCCGCCCUGGAAGGGAAGAUUCGGAUCCCUACGGUGGUUGACUAUAAAGAGGUCCUGCUGACACUGGUCCCUGUCGCACCCAGAACCCAACACCUGUGCAGCUUCCUCUGUGAGCUCACCCUGCUGCACACCAGCCUGUCCGUCUACGCCCCAGCCCGCCUGGCCUCUGCCGCCCUGCUCCUGGCCAGACUGAUGCAUGGACACACACAGCCCUGGACCACUCAGCUGUGGGACCUCACUGGGUUCUCCUACAGCGACCUCACGCCCUGCGUCUUGAGCCUCCAUAAGAAGUGUUUCCAUGAUGAUGCACCCAAAGACUACAGACAAGUCUCUCUGACGGCCGUGAAGCAGCGGUUUGAGGAUAAGUGCUAUGAGGAGAUCAGCCAGGAAGAGGUACUGAGCUAUGCCGAACUGUGCAGUGCAUUAGGGGUGAAACAGGAGAGCCCAGAGCCCCCGUCUUUCCCUAGCUCCGGGGAGAUCCACACCUUCCUCAGCUCACCCUCUGGGAGGAGAAGCAAACGGAAGCGAGAGAACAGCCUUCAGGAGGACAGGGGAAGCUUUGUUACCACACCCACCGCAGAACUAUCGAACCAGGAGGAGACAUUGCUAGGCAGCCUUCUGGACUGGAGCCUGGACUGCUGCUCUGGCUAUGAGGGAGACCAGGAGAGCGAAGGAGAGAAGGAGGGGGAUGUUACAGCUCCCAGUGGACUCCUUGACGUCACUGUGGUCUACCUGAACCCAGAAGAACACUGCUGCCAGGAGUCCAGUGAUGAGGAGGUGUGGCCAGAGGACAAGAGCCACCCAACACCAGGCACCCAGGCACCUCCAGCCUCAGCUCCCUGGCCCCUUCCCUGCAACAGGGGAGAUCCGGGCAAGGAUGUCACGACCUCAGGCUACUCCUCUGUCAGCAGCUCAAGUCCCAUAAGCUCCCUGGAUGGUGGCAUGGUGGGCUCUCCCCGAUCUACCUCAGUGCUCUCUGUGGGAAGCCACUCAAGCACAAAGCCUUGCUACCAUCAGGCCAAGAAGUCAUGUUUACAGUGUCGUCCCCCAAAUCCCCCAGAGAGCGGUGCUCACCAGCAACCGGUAAAGCGCCAAAACCUGUCGGUGCACAGUGACGAGGACACGAACCUGGGCUUCCUGAAGCUCUGAGUGUGCUAAGCCUUCGCCACGCUGAAUGUUUACUGAGGGAGGGCCGCUGUUUCACUAGGACACUGCCGAUGGGUGCUGUGUAGAUCCAGAAGGGCAACAGAUUCCUUAGGGGAGUUCAGUGCAAGCUGUCAGAACAUCGAGCUAGGUGAAAAAGCUCAACCUCUACAUGCUGGACAGCAGCCUCCCGGCAGUCCUGGCACACCUGUGAAACCCAUCCCUCUCUACCCUUCUGUGUCCUGCUGUCGGGAAGCAUGAGCCUCCAUGUUGGGAUUCACUAUCUGAGGCCAGGAGCUGACAACCUCCUUGGAAUACUAGCCUGGGUAACCUAACACAGUUCAAACCCCUGCCAGCAAGUCUUGUUUUAGACCAGUGGGGAGCUCUCAACUGAACACAGCACUGUCCCCCCUCACCCCUUCAGCCUAGGGAGCCUGUGUCCCUGCAUAUCAGUGUUGACUCUCGCCUAAUGGUGAGGUGUGAGGCCCUUGAAGCUGGGGUCACAGGCGUCCCUGUCCCUCCCUCUGGCACUUUGAGCUCAUUUUCAAAAUCUGUCCUCCCGGAGUGGUUUGUCUGUGUCCCAUCGUAUCCAUGUGACCGACCGUGUUUCUGCACUGAAUUUCUAGGCCAUUCUUUGCCCGUCUUUAUUUCUACGUUUCUUCUAAUGGGGAGGAAAAAAAAAAGAGGAAGCUAUUGAAAUAGAAGUAUUAAAUAAAAAGAUAACAGAUCCCCAAUAUCACUGAGCUUCAACUGAAAAGUGAAAAUCUAGUCCUGCAUGGUGGCCCGACACUGCAGUCCCAGCAGCCAGAAGUAUGGCAAGAGGACCAGAAGCUCCAGGUCAGCCUGGGCUGGGUCAUGUGACCUCAGGAAAAGGAAACUGAUGACCGCCCCUUGGUUCUAGCCUCAUGUUCUCUCCUUAUGAAAAAUGAAUCUUUCUAGAGUAUAGCCACAAACAGUCACUUGUAAUACCCAAAUCCACAAAGGUGCAGGAGAUGAGAGAAGUCGGAAGAGUUGCCGGUUUUGUGGCUGGACUCCGUGGAAGGAACCAGAAAGGGCCGGUGGUCCCUUUGAGCUUGUCAGAGAAUGCUCUGCCUCCUGCGGAAGGCCUUGGGUUUACAAGGCAGCCGUCCUCAGCACCUGAGGAGUCGGCUGAAGCCUGAGCAGAUACUGACCCUCCAAGUGUCUCCUCUUGAAGAAAGCACCAAGAGUGAGUGCCCCAGAUAUCCCUGAGCCACAAGUACAGACGGAGACUCGUUAGCUCUCUGCUUGCUUUCUGCUCAGCCCUGAAUGCAGCUCUUUUGAUUACUGUCGACACAAUUCUGGCCGCUCUGCCAAGGCACAGUGGGGCAGAGAGAGCCCAUGCGUUUGGAUUGUAGCCUGAGUGUUCUCCUGGGUACGUGUCCACCUGUUUCCUCCUCUCUGAGGGGACAGAAAUACCUACCUCACAGGAAUGUCGUGAGGAUUAAAUGUGAAGAGUCUUAA